This is a messenger RNA of Macadamia integrifolia, 3538 nucleotides long. RefSeq names its product transcription factor EMB1444-like. The transcript has 12 exons. The record is from RefSeq and is a predicted model, not a curated record. Lineage: Eukaryota; Viridiplantae; Streptophyta; Magnoliopsida; Proteales; Proteaceae. Bases 1048 to 3222 code for a protein of 724 amino acids. Gene Ontology annotation, biological process: regulation of DNA-templated transcription. Gene Ontology annotation, molecular function: protein dimerization activity; DNA-binding transcription factor activity.
ACUUACCUCUUAAGAACAAACACUCUUUUCAAGGGUUGGCUCUGUCUCUCUCUCUCUCUAGCUUUCUCUCUCUUCCUCCCACCAUGAAAUGCUUGGAACUCUUCUUCCUCUUCCUCUUCCUCUUCUCCUAAAUCCUAAAAUGCUGAUGAACAGUGGAUGAAGAAACUUACAAGGAGUUUAGUGGGUUAUCUUUGUCAUUUCCUUAUGAUUAUGAUUCAGUUAUUUCAUGGUUUGUCAGGGGUAAGGCUCUACCAUACGCUUGAAGCGUAGGAGCUGCCACUGUACCCAAUGGGGGAGUGUGCGCGUUAAGCAUCCUGCGUUAUUUAGACGAAAGGCACUUCUUUUAAAAUGAAGCGGACGAGAGACUCAAGAGGCAGAGCUGCUUCUUUUAUAUAAGCGAUAUAUAUUAAACAUCGAAUCGUUCUUCGAUUGCUUUAGCAGAGCCUGAGAGCAGAAAAGCCCUCGAAGAGUUUCUACUUCUUCCUCUGAAAAUUGUGUUGGAAACUAUUAAUUCUCUUCAGUUUCGAAGUUCUCUGUCAAGGAAUGGCUGCAAGUGAAGUUGGAGUAUCUGAAGCAGUAAGCUGAAGCAUCAUCUUUUUCUUUUCUGUUUUUUUCUUAGCUUAAUGCAAUUCCAACGAAGUUAUGUUCCUUCUUCGAAUUGUUUAAGUAUAAUUGAAGGAAUUCUUAGAGGAGGAUUGAAGGGCUCUGCAGCUAAUCUAAAAUUUAUGGCUAAAUGCUCGGAUAGGCUGAGCUGUUCGGGGGCUUUGAAUAUUGAUCUGGGUAGUUUGAUUGUAUAGAUUUUUUGAAUUAUUGAGCUCUAAGGAUUCUAAAAGAGAUUUGGGUCUUGGGACGGAUUGUCUGAGUGGCUGGGAGAUGGACCAUUUGCUUCUCCCUACUGUUGGACCACCAAUAAAACGACGGGCGGGUUUACGAAGGAAACAAGCGGGAAGAGGUUCUUACAGAGGCAGCUAGGGCUAUGCAUUGGAGAAACUUUAGGGUUCUCUGGGGUUUAACCCUGGGAAUGUUCGUAGGGGAGCUAGAAAUUUGAUGGGUGUCGAGAUGGGUACUUACUUGCGGGAAACUCUCAGAAGCCUCUGUCGCAAGACAAAGUGGAAAUACGCAGUCUUUUGGAAGCUUAAACAUCGAGGUCGCAUGAAUUUGACUUGGGAGGAUGCUUACUACAAUAACCAUGAACUUCCUGACCAUUCAGAGAACAUGUGCUAUAUAGAUACCCUUGUGGAUUUCAAUGAUGGGAGGUAUCAACAGGACCCACUUGGAUUAGCCCUGGCAAAGAUGACAUAUGCUGUAUAUCCUUUUGGUGAAGGCAGGAUUAUUGGCCAAGUGGCAGCAUCUGGAACACAUCAGUGGACUUUUGCAGACAGGCCUGCAUCUGGUUCCCGGUCAUCAUCUAAAUACUGUGAUGGGUGGCAAACUCAGUUUUCAUCUGGGAUUAGGACCAUUGCUGUUGUUGCUGUGACUCCUCUUGGAGUUGUACAACUUGGCUCUUUAGAUACGGUUUUCGAGGAUUUGAAUUUGGUGAGUCAUAUCAAGGAUACAUUUUAUUCCCUACAAAUCUUCUCUCUAAGAUUUCUUCCUGAUGCAACACUAUAUUCUAUGAAGAGCACCUCAAGUCUGUCAGAAAUACCAAAGAAAACUUCAGAUGUAGAGAUCAUUAAAGAUUGCCUUGGCAUUCUAGAUGAAGGUGUAAGCAUUAUAAAGCCAGAUACUCAACCUAAUUCAUUGCCUUGUUUCGAGAAACUCAAUAACAUCCCUCGUGCUCUUUCUCUCUGUGAUCUCUGUCCGAAAGAAGCUGUUGAAAUGGUUGAUAAACAGAAAUGUGUGCAGAUGAAACUGCUCGAGCACAAAAAGUGUGGGGAGGACACAAAUGGCUGGAAGGAUGUAUGUGUGCGUUCAGGACGCAUUCAUCCACUAAUGUCACACGAUUUCUGUACUGUGGAUACAAACUUAAAUAAUUUUAUGCUGGAGUCUGGAGUACAUUUCCCUUUCCACCCUGCAGAAUCUGUUGUCUCUAAGAUUUCGGAGGGAGUUAAAUGUGAUAGGAUUAUUCAUCUUGAAAAUGAGGGGCUCCAUGCACCUCAACCAUUUGAAAUUCAGCGAGGAAAAGGUUUGGAGCACAAGUUGGAGUUACAGACUGAAAUAGAACAUGUGGAUACUCUUAAUAAUCCGUUAAGUUUCUCCGCUGGAUUUGAGCUGCAUGAAGCCCUUGGUCCAGCUCAUGUGCAACAGGAAAAGAAUGAUGAUGCUUGGGGUGAUGCAUUGAUGACAGAACCUGGUGUACCUGCGGAACCAUUGGAGGGGAUGGGCAUUAGUCAGUUUAGAUCACAGUGUGGGUCAGAUCAUCUUCUAGAAGCAGUGGUAGCUAAUGCUUGCCUAGGCGUUAACAGUGUUAAAAGUGGGACUUCAUUCUGUGAAUUAUCAGAGUCAGUUGUGACAACUGAAAACAGCCCACAGACGUCUUUGCAUGCUAAGCAUGCUUGUGUUUCAGCAGGGGGACCAAAUGGUGAUUCCUCCCUUGUAGAGGUUGCAAAUUACAAGACUUCUACUUGGGGUUCAACAGAAAUGCACGUAAGAUCUCGAAAGGAAUUAUCCUCCACAACUCUUAGCACAUGUAGCGAGCAAUUGGGUGGACAGGUUCAACCAGCUAAAGUCAGCAAAAAGAGGGCUAGACCUGGUGAAACUUGUAGACCCAGACCAAGGGACAGGCAAUUGAUUCAAGAUCGUAUUAAGGAUCUCAGAGAGCUUGUGCCUAAUGGUUUGAAGUGCAGUAUUGAUUCACUUCUGGAGCACACAAUCAAGCACAUGCUCUUUCUACAGAGUCUUACCAAGCAUGCCGAUAACUUAAAGAAGUGUGCCGAAUCAAUGUUGCAAGAUAAGGGAAUCGAUUCACUAGGAUCUUGCAGACCAGAAUAUGGUUCAAGCUGGGUUCUGGAGGUGGGAAGCCAGGCAGUUUGUCCAAUAGUGGUGGAGAAUCUGAACAUGAAUAGGCAGAUGCUUGUAGAGAUGUUGUGCGAGGAAUGCAGCCUUUUUUUUGAUAUAGCAGAGGUCCUCAGAGGUCUGGGUCUUACAAUCUUAAAAGGUGUAACAAAAGUUCGUGGUGAAAAGACAUGGGCAUCCUUUAUCGUUGAGAGUAAGAAAGGCUUUCAGAGGAUGGAUAUCUUGUGGUCGCUUAUGCCGUUGUUGCAGCCCAAGACAAUGAUCUAAUGGCUACUGCCUCGACAGUCCUGGGAUGAUGAUCUGGAAGGUUUUGCAUGUAAUUUCUAGCAAUCAUCUUCUAAGUGUCAUGGUUGGUGUUUCUGAAUUAUGCAACCUCUCUGUUGAGCUAUCUGGUACUCCUCCCCCACCCCCCUCUCCCAACCGAAAAAGAAAAGUGUACCAGUUGUCUCUAGUUCAAUUCAAGUGUGAAGGUGACCUCUUUUACCCUGCUUGAUGGUUAAGUGAUUGCAGACUUGGAACCAAAAUACAUUGCAAGUGUAUUAAGAUCUUCAUAUUUCUGGUAUGGACUUAUCAUGUUGGCAUA